This is a messenger RNA of Nanorana parkeri, 1990 nucleotides long. RefSeq names its product melanogenesis associated transcription factor (gene MITF). Bases 110 to 1675 code for a protein of 521 amino acids. Gene Ontology annotation, cellular component: nucleus. NCBI's taxonomy places the organism in Eukaryota, Metazoa, Chordata, Amphibia, Anura, Dicroglossidae. The record is from RefSeq and is a predicted model, not a curated record. Gene Ontology annotation, molecular function: protein dimerization activity; DNA-binding transcription factor activity, RNA polymerase II-specific; RNA polymerase II cis-regulatory region sequence-specific DNA binding. Gene Ontology annotation, biological process: regulation of transcription by RNA polymerase II; melanocyte differentiation. The transcript has 10 exons.
GGACGAGCGAGGGAGUUUACUGUGUGUAUGACACUGAGAGGAAAGUCUUUGGAGAGCUAGCAGCCUGCUGUUUCGCCUUCGACUCCGGUUGCUCGUGACAGCUGUAGCCAUGCAGGCUGAAUCAGGAAUUGUGGCAGAUUUCGACGUAGGCGAAGACUUUCACGAAGAGCCGAAGACGUAUUAUGAGCUGAAGAGUCAACCUUUAAAUUACAGCAGUUCAGGCGAGCAUCACGGAGCAUCGAAGCCUCCACUAAGCUCCUCCAGCAUGACAUCACGGAUUCUGCUACGGCAGCAGCUGAUGCGUGAGCAGAUGCAAGAGCAAGAGCGCCGCGAGCAGCAACAGCAGAAGCAGCAGGCAGCUCAUUUCAUGCAACAUAGAGUGCCAGCAAACCACACACCAGCCAUCAACGUCAGCGUGUCCACCAGCCUGCCCGCUCCUGCCCAGGUACCAAUGGAAGUUCUCAAGGUGCAGACCCACCUUGAAAAUCCAACCAAGUACCAUAUCCAGCAGGCUCAGAAACAGCAGGUGCAACAAUACCUGACCACCACCAAGCAUCCCAACAAAGCACUAAGCUUGCCCUGUCCGAACCAGCAAGGAGACCACAUGAUGCCACCAGGGAACAGUGCACCCAACAGCCCAAUGGCUAUGCUGACUCUUAGCACAAACUGUGAGAAAGAGUUUUAUACUUGUAAAAAAAUCAGCCCUCUCCCCGGAAGCACAGUUGCAAAGAGGCCGUUUGGAUCCCCAUACGAGUUCACCUACCAGGACUCUGGAGCUUGCACACAGAUGGAUGAUGUAAUUGAUGACAUCAUUAGCUUGGAGUCUAGCUAUAAUGAUGAAAUGCUCAUGAUGGAUCCUGCUUUGCAAAUGGCAAGCACGAUGCCAGGGUCUGCCAAUUUGAUUGACAUAUAUGCAAAUCAAGGUAUGCUUGCUCCUAGGUUAAACAUCAGUUAUUCUUGCCCAGCUAAUCUUCCAAAUAUCAAAAGGGAGUUUACAGAGUCAGAAGCAAGAGCGAUGGCCAAGGAAAGACAGAAGAAGGACAAUCACAAUCUAAUUGAACGAAGAAGAAGAUUUAACAUCAACGACCGUAUCAAAGAAUUAGGAACUUUAAUACCCAAGUCAAAUGACCCGGAUAUGAGGUGGAACAAGGGAACCAUUUUGAAAGCCUCUGUGGACUAUAUACGCAAACUUCAGCGAGAGCAGCAGAGAUCGAAGGAGCUUGAGAACAAACAGAAGAAGCUUGAACAUGCCAACAGACACCUGCUGCUCAGAAUACAGGAACUGGAAAUGCAAGCCAGAGCCCACGGACUCUCCAUCAUGCCUUCUACAGGUCUCUGUUCUUCUGAUCUGGUCAAUCGAGUCAUCAAGCAGGAGCCAAUUUUGGACAGCUGCAACCAAGAUAUUAUGCAAAACCAUCAUGAUUUGUCUGGCACCAGCACCCUGGAUCUCACAGACGGUACCAUCACUUUUAGUAACAACAUUAGGAACAUUAACGACUCCCCCACCGCCUACAGCAUGCCCACGAAGAUGGGCUCCAAACUGGAAGACAUAUUCAUGGACGAUACCCUUUCCCCAAGAGUACAUGACACACUUCACUCAGUAUCUCCGGGUGCCUCCAAAACAAACAGCAGAAGGAGCAGCAUAAGCAUGGAAGAAAACGACCAUCACUGUUAGCAUCGCCUCAGUGCUCUUUCUUAUAGACUUCAUAUCCUGUAUUAUUUUUGGAGCAUUAGAUUUCUAGAUAGCUCAUUUUCAUAGAAGUUUUUCUGCAUUUCAUCCAUAGGCCAGCACUUAUGCUUUGUUUUUUUUAAUUUUUUUAUUUUGUAAAGUUUUUUUUGUGUAUAUUAUUACUUGCGUUGCCUCCAAAGUAUUCUGCAAGAUCAAUACAGUUUUGUACUCUUAUGGACACAAUGGAUUGUCUUAUCUAUUUAAAACAAGCGUGGACAACUUAGGGCUUUUCUGAGGUUGACUAAAUCCUAGUCUGUGCAU